This is a messenger RNA of Saccoglossus kowalevskii, 1044 nucleotides long. Its product is annotated as early endosome antigen 1-like. The record is from RefSeq and is a predicted model, not a curated record. NCBI's taxonomy places the organism in Eukaryota, Metazoa, Hemichordata, Enteropneusta, Harrimaniidae.
AUGGCAUUUACGGAAGAGAAAUUUGCAAGGCAACUAACAAUAGCCAAACUCAAGCUUGAGGAAAUUACUGAAUUAUCACAGAGUGAAUGUACUGCUGAUAUAACAAUGGCGUAUGAACAAGUAGGCGAGUUACUGAAACGGCUGGAGCAUUCGAGAGAUCAAACAACUGAAUAUCUGUUAGACAAAGAAUCAGAAUUAGAGUAUGUGAAGCAGUGGACAACAACGCAGAAAGCGUCCAUGCAACCAAUCAGGGAGGCUCGUCAGCAUAUCAGAAAAUUGGUUGAUGAUGCAACAGAGCGAGAGACACAAGGGAAACUAGAAAAGGAACUACAUAUCCAGCAAAGGGUGAGUGAAGAGCAAUCCAAACACCGACUACGACAACAACAAGAAAUUGAAGAGAUAAUUAUUCGUCAACAAAAACGAGAGGAGGAGUGGUAUUUGAGAAAACUUGAUUAUGAAAAACAAAUACAAGCUAGACAUGCUGAACAGGUGAGCAGUGGGGAGUCUUUAACAGCGCCCUCUACACAAGCAGUGAAACUACAAAAGUACACUAUUACCCCCUUCUCUGGUGAUUACAAAGACUGGUUACGCUUUUGGAAUCAGUUUACUGUGAAGGUGGAUGGGUCCAAUAUUGCUGAAGUCAGUAAAUUUAAUUAUCUAAUUGAAUUGGUGAAAGACAAACCAAGAGAGGACAUCCUGGGACUGCCUCACACUGCUGCAGGAUAUCAGGAAGCUAAGAAAAUACUUCUACAAACAUACAGCAAAGAUAUUAAAGUACACAAAUCACUGAUAAAAGACCUUGAGGAAAUUCCAACUGUUACUAACAUCCACAAAUUGAAUGAAGUACAUGACUUUUAUAACAGGCUAUCAAGAAUUGUGCGUACACUCAAAACAAUGAAUAAACUGACUACAGCACAACGUUCAGUAUAUACAUUAAUGGACAAACUAGGUCCUGUACGUGAAGUGCUUGUACAAAAGGAUUACAACUGGGAAGAAUGGGGUCUAGAAGAGCUUGUUGAGAGUCUGCGGAAAUAUGUGGAAUGA